This is a messenger RNA of Melanotaenia boesemani (Boeseman's rainbowfish), 9094 nucleotides long. RefSeq names its product lysine (K)-specific demethylase 6B, a (gene kdm6ba). NCBI's taxonomy places the organism in Eukaryota, Metazoa, Chordata, Actinopteri, Atheriniformes, Melanotaeniidae. The coding region runs from base 1022 to 7573 and encodes 2183 amino acids. The record is from RefSeq and is a predicted model, not a curated record. The transcript is spliced from 27 exons. Gene Ontology annotation, biological process: heart development; regulation of gene expression. Gene Ontology annotation, molecular function: histone H3K27me2/H3K27me3 demethylase activity; RNA polymerase II cis-regulatory region sequence-specific DNA binding; chromatin DNA binding. Gene Ontology annotation, cellular component: MLL3/4 complex.
UGUUUUGGGAAGAUUAAGGAAUCUGCGCUCAUUGCUACCCGCGCUGUCUCGGAGGCUUCACCAGCUUGCGUUUAAUUAAUUUAUUUAUUGUGAUUUUUAUUAUUAUUAUUAUUAUUAAUUUUGCCCGCUCAGAGAAAGAAAAGAGCUGUGCAAUCAUUGAGAAAGGCGAUAUGACUGUGCAGAUAUGCAACAUCAGUACUGAGUCUGUCCGUCGUUGCUUUUUUUUUUUCAAUGGGCGAAGACAAACGCAUUUUCUCAGCAUGGACUGUGAUCUGUGCGGUGUGCAGCUCUUUCUCUCCCCCAAUAUCAACAUUUGCACCUAAAUGCGUUAUGGAUGUUGAAUGGAGAAAGGGGGGCUCGUGCCUUUUGGGAGAGGGCUUUUUGGGGGCUGCGUCAUCUGCGAGUGGACAAACGGGAGAUGGACCGCUGUGCAAAUUUUCCACUAUUACACUGUUUUAACAGCAAGAGUCAAAGCGGCACCUCCCUGCUAGAUUUUUUGGAAAUUGCAAAGAAAAGAGAGGGAGUGAUGAGCAUGGCCGGGCAUUGUUGCGCUGUGUUUGAAGAGCCACCAGACUGAACUUAAAUGUCUGGUUACGUCCUGCUACCACAACAUGGUAAGAUGGUGAUGUGGCCACCUCGUAGACCUGGGGAACCAUCUGCAUCUGUCUGCAAGCAGCCACUUGCUCAGGUCAAGCAUCGGCCCAUCUACUUACAGCUUGUGCACGCUCACUGUGUGUUCAGUAGUGGCAGGAGGAAGGAGGUGUCAUGGUGGCCUUUAGACCCUGAGAGAAAGGGACUACUUACCCUGUGAUCACCAGGACUGACGAGACCCCAGAGAUAUGAUUGGCAGCUGAAGCUGAGACUUAACACAACUGUGAAUCGAUAACUUGGUGCUACUCUAAAAGCCAGUUGGCUUUUAGGUUUUUGGUGCAGAAAACAGGAGUCAGAUAUUCUCAGUGUUGGAGUGAGGCCCUCUCUGUGCUGCAGUGGAGGGCUUCACAGAUACAGCUAGUCUGGCUGGAUGCAUCACGCAGUAGAGCAGUUAGGCGGGCGAGGCACACGGGAUUCCUUCCCUCUGGACGGACUCAACCGGGGCCCAUGGCCUCCCAUGAGCAGCCGUGCCUGGCAGCCGCCUGCCAGGUGUUCACCUACAAUGAACCAACACCAGCUACUUCCCCAUCUACCUCCUGGAUCUAUGGGUGGAUUGAACCCUCACAGUAAAUACUUCAGUAAUGGGCCAAUGCGAGGAGGGGAAAAACUUGAACUCCCACAGGCCAUGUUACCUGGAAUGCAGAGGGAGCAGCAGAGACCUCCCCUUCACCAUCUUCAUCCUCCACCUCCUCACAGAGCAUGGGAGCAGCUAGGCCAGCUGUACGAAACCCAUCUUCCUCCUCAAGGCCAUCCUGUUUUGUCCAUGCCCAAUGAGCACUCACUGCGUCUCCACAAUGGAGGCUAUGCAGGCAGCAGUGGACCUCCCCCUAACCCACAUCUUCCUCCUAGCAGAUCGAACCCACUGCUGAAGGAGCAGCAUGUUCCCCGGGGUCCACCAUUGCUGGGAGAUGAAAUGUGGGCUCAGGUGCAUCAGCAGAGGACCUUUUCAGGGAAGAUGCUUGGGGGUCAGUUGAAGAGACCAGGCCCUCCACUGGGAGAGCACUCUGUGAUUCAACACACUCCUCUGGCAUCACUGCACUCAUCCUCCCGCCCUGCUGCCGAGGACUGCCCCAGCCCCAGCAAGAGGAAGAAGAAUUCAGAUCAGGUAUUUCACCCUGGGCUGCCGCGUUUCUCUGGUGCUGGCCAGUCUUUGCUGUCCCAGCAGCAGCCACCAGCUAACCAUCUCCCCCCAAAACCCACCUUUUGGAACCCAAUUCACAAAGACAGCAGCAUUCCCUGGCAGCCCCACACCUCCGACCGCAAAAAUCCACAAUCGCAGGAAUUUCAGGAAAAUAAACAGGGGUUGGGCAGCUACACCCCAAAAUCUUCUCCAGCCUCCUCCAGCCCUUCCAAUCUCUCCCCUUCACCAACCUCCUCUCCAGGAAACUAUAACCAGGGACGGGCUCCUCAGCUCCAGAAAGACACAUUACAACCUCAAGCUGUAAGCCAUCACUCCCCCCACUCCUCUUACCCAAGUCCCAGCUCCAAACGGGAGCCAGCUCCACCCUGCCAGGCCAUGGAGUCUCGUGGUCUUCACAACAGGAGGGGCCCUCUUAAUGGGGGCCAAGGUGGCAGCCUAGCUACCUCUCAUGCAGAAUCUACUCCAACCAGGGGAGAGAGAGAUUGUCACCUAAAAGCCCAGUCAUCACCAGCAAAUGCUUCUGCAACCAGCAACAGGAACAACAGCAGCAGUGUGCCUUACAGCCACUUCCAGCCUCACCCAGGGCUGGGGCACGAGGGUCCUCCUCCUGCCAGCAGCACCUCAGUACCUCAACAAAAGCAAAGUGGUCCCCAUGAGGCCUGGAGACACCAGAGCAGGCCCACCAGUCACUCCCUGGAGUCUGGCAUCUACAGACCUCCUGAUCUGCUACCUCAGCGCCAGCAGAGCCACAAUCAGGUUGUAGAGAGUCGGCCUUCAGGUCCGUCCCAGCAUCACCAUCACAUCAGCUCUCGUCUGCCCUCCGCCAAUCCCACUCGAACACCUGUUAUUACAUCGAAUCCUCCCAUAUCCCAGGCCUCCUGUUCUGUCAGACGUUAUAGUAACAGCAGCAGCCCUCAUAGUAUACAUAUAGAUGGCAUCUCCACAGUGACCACAUCACCCCCUGCUGGCUGCUCUGUGAACAAUGGCAACAGUAAUACCAGUUGGCAGAGGGUCACAGCACCAGUGCCCCAUAACUCAACCAGCGCUGUCACCAGCCCCAAAUCUCAGAUGGAUGCUCUGCUGCAGACUGGUUGUCGGAGAGACCCAGCUCCCACUGCCAGCCAGUCUCAAAAACAGGAGCUGCACAGACCUCAACACCAAGGAUCCACAAAGUCUCAGCCGAUGAAGGGCAAGAUGUCAUACUAUCCUCAGGCUGAACUGGAACAAACUCCUCCAUUUUCCUCAUCGUUCUUCUCCUCAGGGCCCCACAGAGCAGGGGACAGUGUAAUUACAAGUAGAGUUUCAAAUCCAGUUUCCAACUCUUGUCCUACAUACUGCCCAGCUCCUCUCCCUUCUGUUAACCUUCCUCCUCAAACAUCCAGAGCAGCCUUCUCCUCCAGGCUGGGCCAUCAGACAGAUGCUGUUUCAACUAAGAUGUACUCUAAACCUCAGAGUCAUCCGCAACCUCCGAUCUCUGUCCCCCAGUCUAUUGAAGAGGCUCUGGACAAGUUGGAUGCAGAGCUGGAGGGACACAUGCAAGCUGAGGAGAAGAGGAAGCGGGACAGAGAGGAGCAAGAGCGAAAAAUAAGAGAGGAGAAACAAAGGAGAGAAUGGGAUAUGAGACAGAAGCUGGAUGAAGAGAGGAAGAGGAAGGAGCAGGAAAAGAAAGAGGAGAGGAAAAGGAGAGAAAUGGAGAAACUAGAAGAGGAGAAGAGACGACGAGAAUGGGAGAGGCUAGAACAGGAGAGACAGAGAAAGCAAGAAGAGGAGAAGAGAAAAGAAAUGGAGAGACUGGAGAAGGAAAGAAAAAGGAGAGAAUGGGAGGAGAGGCAGGAGGAGGAGAGAAAAAAAAUAGAAUGGGAGAAAAAGGAGCAGGAAAGGAAAAGGAGAGAGUGGCAGAAGCAUGAGGAGGAGAGGAAGAGGAGGGAAGUUGAGAGACAGGAGAGAAAGAAGAGAGAACUGCAGAGGGAGGAGGAAGAAAAGAAAAGGCAAAUGGAGUUGGAGAGGAAAGAGGCAGAAAAGGGGAUGGAGCAAAAGAGCGAAGCCAAACUGUGCAAUGAAAAAGGAAAAGAGCAGACUGCUAUUGAAAAUCUGGAAAGACUGCUCUCUGUUAACAGCUCCACUGCACCUCCACCUCCUCCCCUCUCCUCUGUUCCUGUACCUCCUUCAGGUCCACCACCCCCAACCUCCCAAGCUUCUCCUCCCUACCCCUGGCUUAGCCGUGGUGGUGUCCCUGGUCCAUCUGGCCAUACACCCACCAAUACCGCGCCAACAGAGAGACUUAGACCACCUCCUCUAACUCCUCAAACUGAGUACGCCAGAGAAAAGCAAAGACAGAGGGAGAUGUGGAGCAACAAUGGCGGAACGACAUUCAAUCCCUCAUCAACACACAAUACCUCAGGGAUGAACCAGCCGGUAUACCCCAAUAAGCCCCCGGCAAUGCAAGCAGCACCCAACAAAUCCAAAGACUUAGCCAGGGAGAAAGACCAGUGCAGCCAGCACUCUCUCCCUAGCUUGGCACUUAGAGACCCCCCCAAACUCUAUCAGGCGUUUUCUAAAGGUAACCCUCCACCACCACUUUCAUCCUCCACCUCCACCAGGGGACUCGACAGCAAGCAGACAACAGAGAGCAGUUUGGAAAAGGCCAGCACUGACUCUGACAGCGCUCAGUUUGAAGAGGAGCCCUCGGAGAUGUCCACAAUGCUUCCUGAUGGUCUGGCUAAUAUCAUGGCAAUGCUGGAUGAAUCCAUCAAAAAAGAAGAAGAAAUGUACAACAAUGAAAAGAGUGGGUCUACAGGUCUCUUUGAUAAUUUUACAACUAGUGCAGAGGCUAUUAAGAACUACCUGUGCGCCCCAGAUCUUAUUCCAGCAACAAAGCAUCAACCCAAUCAGGAAGACUUUGGAUCAAAUGCAAGUCCCCCAGUGCUCAGUCGCCAAGGCUCUCUGGCUUCUCCCUGUAGCCGAACAUCAUCUCUCAAUGAGGAGGAUGAGGACUUUAUCAAAGCUUCUCCAAAAGUUCCGCUAAACACUAAACCAUCUAUGGACUUGGCAAUGGGAGUAGCAAACACCAAUUAUCGCCAUAGUGACCUGGCUAAACUUUAUGGCCUUCCUGAGCAGACAAAAAGUGAGGCUGAUGAGGAAUCGGAUGAGGAUUCCGAGGCUCCGUCUUGUUCUCCGCCUCCCCAAAGACCCCACCUCCACCAAACAGGGAUAAACGCUAUGUGUAAGUCCCUAGCAAUCUUGGAAAGCCAGAAGUAUGCUUACCGAGGUGGGCCCUUUGGGAGACCGCCUCCAUCAGCUCUGGUUGGUGUGAAAUAUUCCUCCUCAUUGUCACUGGGUCCUGAUAUUUGCCGCCAGCAGCAAGGCAGUUCUCCCACGUCAGAUUCCACAAACCCACCUUUCAGCCCUGCUGUCCCACCCCUAAAGUCUUCUCCUCGUUCAUCGCUGGAAGACAAAAAACUGAAAAUAGAGGACAGUGACGUCUGGACAGAUGAUGGAGAAAUAGAUGAAACAAAUUCUAUCACAAAGAAUAUUCCAACCAUAAAACCCAUAAGGUUGAUCAAGGAAGAACAAGAGUUAACAACCAUCUCUGAGUCUUCUUUAAAAGAGUUGGGCAAGAGCUGUGAGGUGAUGCUUAGUCGACAUUCCCUUGAUAAAUCUGGUAGCCAUGGCAAACCUGAGGGCACGCACAAAUCUAAGAAAAUAAAGGAGCACAAAGUGAAAGAGAAGAGGAGAAAACAUGGUCACAGUAGCAGGAAGCAUGAGGACAAAAAAGAAAGGAAGCACAGAGACAACAGAGAUGACCUUUCUUCUUCAUCUUCCUCAUCCUCCCAUUCCAGUUCUAGCCAUAAGAGGCACAAGGAUGGCAAGAGUCACAAAGAGAAAAAGGAUUGCAGAAUUUUUGAUGACAUCAAUCUCCAGAGGAGGGAGUCAGAGAAGAAUUAUGAAAUUGAUAAGAAGAGGCGGAAAGAUGCAUCUGGUGUCAUUUCCACCAAUGAAGGGGAACACACAGGAAUUACCUCAACUUUGGGAGAAAGAUCUUCUGAACAUAAAAACUGCCCUGAUUCUGGUUCGUCAUUAGGCCCUACGGAUUUCUUGAAAUUAAAAGCACUGUCAGACGGGCCACCCAAGGAGCUGAAGAUUCGCUUGAUCAAAGUUGAGAGUGGAGACAGGGAGACUUUCAUUGCCUCUGAGGUGGAAGAGAAGAGGAUUCCCCUGGCAGAAAUCAGCAUAAAGAACAGUGCAAGUGAAAUCAUCCGAGCCUGCAAGGGAGCUCGAGUCAAAGGGAAAUUUAAGGAAUCUUAUCUGCUUCCUGCAUUCUCUGUAAAACCACCCAUCACUACAGAGGGAUCCAUUCCUAAAGAGAAACUCAAUCCUCCUACACCUAGCAUCUAUUUGGAAAGUAAAAGGGAUGCCUUAUCCCCAGUGCUGUUGCAGUUCUGUACAGACCCCAAGAAUCCAGUUACUGUCAUCAGAGGACUGGCUGGGUCUCUUCGACUGAACUUGGGACUGUUUUCUACAAAGUCUCUUGUGGAGGCAAAUGCAGAGCAAGCAGUGGAGGUGAGGACUCAAGUACAACAGCCUGCUGAUGAGAACUGGGACCCCAGUGGUACAGGUCAAACAUGGCCUUGUGAAAGCAGUCGCUCCUACACCACCAUCGCCAAGUAUGCCCAGUACCAGGCCUCCAGCUUCCAAGAGAGUCUGCAGGAGGAAAAAGGCAGUGAUGAGGAUGAUGAUGAAGAUGAGAAAAAGCCACAUAUCAGUGUCGACAUCAACAAAGACAGCUCUAAAGAAAGUAGCAAUGGCGAGCAGAAAGCAGUUGGGAAAAUCAUUAAAUUUGGCACCAAUAUUGACCUUUCUGAUCCCAAGAGGUGGAAAGCCCAGCUUCAGGAGUUACAGAAACUUCCAGCAUUUAUGCGUGUAGCAUCCAGCGGGAAUAUGCUGAGCCAUGUUGGACAUACCAUCCUAGGCAUGAACACUGUCCAACUUUACAUGAAGGUCCCAGGAAGCCGAACACCAGGUCAUCAGGAGAACAAUAAUUUUUGUUCUGUAAACAUCAACAUUGGCCCAGGAGACUGUGAAUGGUUCUCUGUCCAUGAGAACUACUGGGAGGCAAUCAAUGACUUCUGUGAAAAGCAUGGAGUGGACUACUUAACAGGGUCCUGGUGGCCAGUGUUGGAGGACCUCUACAAUGCCAACAUCCCUGUGUAUCGUUUCAUCCAGCGGCCUGGGGACUUGGUGUGGAUCAAUGCUGGUACUGUUCACUGGGUUCAGGCAGUGGGCUGGUGCAACAACAUUGCCUGGAACGUUGGACCUCUCAAUGGCUACCAGUAUCAGCUGGCCCUGGAAAGGUUUGAGUGGAAUGAAGUAAAGAAAGUCAAAUCAAUUGUUCCCAUGAUACAUGUAUCCUGGAAUGUGGCCCACACUCUCAAAAUAACUGACCACGACACCUACAAGAUGAUCAAACACUGCCUGCUGCAGUCCAUGAAGCACAUCCAGAUCCUACGGGACCAACUGGUGGCUAUAGGCAAAAAGAUUUCCUAUCAGAGUCGAGUCAAAGAUGAGCCUGCAUACUACUGCAAUGAGUGUGAUGUGGAGGUGUUCAAUUUGCUGUUUGUGACAUGUGAGAGCAGCAGCAGGAAGACAUAUGUGGUUCACUGUGAGGACUGUGCACGACAGCGCAGCCCCAACCUGAACAACGUCGUGGUGCUGGAGCAGUACCGCAUCGAGGAGCUCAUGAACACUUAUGAUUCCUUCAGCCUGGCAUCGUCCUCCCGGUGACAGAGCUCCACACCUGUGUUUCCUCAGCCAUAACCAAAACUCCUGCAAGCCAGGACAAAAAGACAGUUAUCACUUUGGUUGUCAACUCACCCUCUCAUUAUUUACCACCAUUUUUGCUACUGCAAUGACUUGCCGAACAGCCAGUUGAAUACGUUUACUCAUUAUUACUGUUUACAAAAAGAAAUACCAAGCCGCCAAUAAAAUACCAGUUUACUCUCAGAUGGUGCUUUCUGGCAAAAACCCUGGAAACAGGGCAGCUGGUGCUGCCAUUGAACAAACUUUGGAGGGCAGUUAAUGCUUUCAAUGGCGUGUUUUUGUUGUCUUGAAUACUGAAAUUUGUACAUGCUGUUUGAAAAAUUUUGUGGGGUGCUGUCUUUUUUAAGAUAAUUUAUUAUUUUGUUGUUUUUUUUGUUUGUUUUUUUCUAAACUAGAUCAGCCUAGAUAUAUACCACAUUGGCCUUGUAUUUAGAAAAGAGAGAAAAUGAAAAUACUAAUAAUAGAGAUAUGAACAUUUUUCUAAAGCAUUAAGAAUUUUAAAAAUACAAUUGUUUGGAUUGCUUCAAAAGAUACGGGUUUAGCAACUGGUUGGUUUUUUGAAAGGGGGGGGGGUCAUUUGAAGCUUGUAAAUCUUGUUUUUAUGAAUUAUCCUUUUAUUUCCCUCUGGAGAUUGAUAUUCCUUUGUCACACAUUAUCAGGUUUUUUUCUAUUUCUUCCAUCUGUGUGAAUUAUCGAUUGAAAAAGACAAAAAAUAUCAUUGUCAUCUGGCGUGUGUUAUACCUCUGUUUGUUCCAAUAUGCAGACUUAAGCUUUUCCUUUUUUUUCCCCUUUUCACCAUUGUAAGUUUAAUUUAAAAUGUUUCCUCUAUUUAUUGGAUAUCGAUGUUUUCUCUCUUUAAGAGGGUUGUACAAUUUUGCUAUUUUUUGUUUUCUGUUUUCAUGUUGACUGAAAUGUGGAGGUCGUAUGUCGGUGGGAGUGGAGGCUGCUGUUUGCUGGUGCUUGCCUCAAACUCCUGCCUUUUUUUCCUUUCCUGAUAUAUAUAUUAAAUUAAAUCUUUAUCUUGAAUAUAACACCACCUUUCCUGUAGAUGAUAGACACACUGCUCAUGUAGAGAAGAUGACUAAUGGAAUGCUGUGUUUGUAUGCUUAUUAGGAAAAAGCAAAACGACUUUUUUCCAAAGUGUUUUGAGAAAUGGUAAUUUUUUUUUACUAUGUAGGGGACUUUUAGAUGAGAUUUUUAUGAUAUCUGUUGAUUAUGAUAAUGGGAUAGAUGGUGCUAAAUGUUCUCUUUGAACAACCUUUUUUCUUUUGUCCUCUUAAAAUGAGAAAUAUAUUUUUCCUGUUGCAAUAUCUUACACUUUUCCUGCUCUUUGUGGUCAUUUAUUUAUAACUGCACUGUUUAGAGAAUUCACACAGACUUACUUGCAGACACACACACACACCAAACUGAGCCAGACAUGUCUUAAACACUUGUGAAUUUGUGUGACAUUACUAUGACUAUUAAUAAACGCUUUUGAUAAAUCCA